Molecule: messenger RNA, 1477 nt
Organism: Arabidopsis lyrata subsp. lyrata
Lineage: Eukaryota; Viridiplantae; Streptophyta; Magnoliopsida; Brassicales; Brassicaceae
Product: GDSL esterase/lipase At1g28590
Exons: 5
Coding region: 174-1343 (389 amino acids)
Molecular function (GO): hydrolase activity, acting on ester bonds
Source: RefSeq, a predicted model, not a curated record
GUAUUUCUUUCAAAGUAGCCUCAAAGUUGCAACUACUGCAUCAAAUAUGAGGAAAUGGACAAACACGGCAAGAGAAGCCCUUCUCUAGUGUCUCUCUACCUAAAACUUGAUUAUUAUUUUUUCUCCUAGAAAAUAUAUAGAAAGAGAAGGAGAGCAACCUUGGGGCCUCUCCCAUGGCAUCUCCAGAUUCUCUUCUGGUGAUGAAGCUCGUGAGCUUCUUAUUAUCUACUCUUUUGGUCACUUCUGCGAACUCGCAAACGCAAUGCCGGAAUUUCAAAUCAAUCAUUAGUUUCGGGGAUUCAAUUGCCGACACUGGAAACUUACUAGGUCUCUCGGAUCCUAACAAUCUUCCUGCUUCAGCAUUUCCACCAUACGGAGAAACCUUCUUCCACCACCCAACCGGUCGUUACUCCGACGGCCGCCUCAUCAUCGAUUUCAUUGCUGAGUUCUUGGGUUUUCCGCUUGUGCAUCCUUUUUAUGGAUGUCAAAAUGCAAACUUUGAAAAGGGAGUUAAUUUCGCGGUCGCGGGAGCAACAGCAUUAGAUACUUCCUUUCUUGAGGAGGGAGGAAUUCAUUCUGAUAUUACCAACGUCAGUCUAAGCGUUCAGCUUAGGAGCUUCAAGGAAAGUUUGCCUAACUUAUGUGGCUCACCUUCAGAUUGUAGAGAUAUGAUUGAAAAUGCUUUGAUUCUCAUGGGAGAGAUCGGAGGAAAUGAUUAUAAUUUCGCACUCUUCCAGCGCAAAGCCAUUGAGGAAGUUGAAGAGCUGGUUCCGUUUGUGGUCAGUGCCAUUUCUUUGGCAAUUAAGGAAUUGGUCUGUAUGGGAGGAAGAACAUUCCUAGUUCCUGGAAAUUUUCCGCUCGGAUGCUCAGCAGCUUAUUUGACAUUAUACCAAACAUCAAACAAGGAAGAGUAUGAUCCUCUAACAGGAUGUUUGACAUGGCUGAACGUUUUUUCAGAAUAUUACAACGAGCAGCUUCAGAAAGAACUCAACAGACUCAAGGAGUUGUACCCUCAUGUCAACAUCAUAUAUGCUGAUUACUACAACGCUUUGUUGCGCCUUUUCCCAGAACCAGCCAAAUUCGGGUUUAUGAACAGACCCUUGCCCGCUUGUUGCGGUUUAGGAGGAUCGUACAACUUUAACUUUAGUAGAAGAUGUGGGAGUGUAGGAGUUGAAUACUGCAAUGAUCCUUCAAAGUAUGUGAAUUGGGAUGGCAUUCAUAUGACUGAAGCCGCAUACAGAUGGAUAUCUGAGGGCUUACUCAAGGGACCGUAUGCUAUUCCUACUUUCAAUUGGUCAUGCCUAAGCUCCGAGAUUAUGAAUAAGAAGUCAUUAGAUACUUAGAUUCUUGAUGAAAAGCUGAUACAAGGUUGUCUGAAAGUUUGAGAGACCAAGAGAAAUAUAUUAUUUCAUGAAAUGAAAUGUUAGUAGUAUAUAUUAUUAACAAUACUAAAUGAAAUGUUACAUACAUUAUUUCA